Molecule: messenger RNA, 3853 nt
Organism: Saprolegnia parasitica CBS 223.65
Lineage: Eukaryota; Oomycota; Saprolegniomycetes; Saprolegniales; Saprolegniaceae
Exons: 34
Molecular function (GO): protein binding
Source: RefSeq, a predicted model, not a curated record
CGAUGGAGCUCUUGGACGCGAUCCGAGCUGGAGACGAUGUGAGCGCGCUCAUGAGCGCACCGAACGUCUCUCUCAACGCCCAGGACAAGGAUGGCAACACGGCGUUGAUGCUAGCGACACAGACCAACAACGUCGCGCUCAUGCAGCAGCUACUCGCGGCGGCGUGCGACGUCAACCGUCGCAACCAGGCCGGCCAAACGGCCCUCUUCUUCGCAUCGUCGGUCGAGGCUGCCGAGCUCCUCGUUAAGAAGAAGAUCAACAUUAACGCGCGCGACGCUCAGCGCAGCACCGCGGCGUUGCGGGUCAUCGAGGCGGGCCACGAAGACGUGGCUAUCUACCUCAUCAAGUGCGGCUGCGACGUCAACGAGCGCAACAAAGCGCAAAAGACCAUGCUCUCGGCAGCGAUUGGCAAGUCGCAGCAGCGCGUCAUCGAUGCGCUGGCCAGAAGCGGCAAAUUGGACUGGAAGGCGGCGGAACCUGCGCCGCUGUUGUUUGCGGCCAUGACGGGCAACGUCGACGUCGCGAAGUUGCUGCUUGAGUUCAACUGCGACAUGGAUGCUCCAGGGCCUGAUGGCACGACGCCGCUCAUGGCCGCGAUUCAAAACGGCCAUGUGGCGCUCAUGAUGCACUUGCUCGAGGAGGGCUGCAACGUCGACUGCCGCGACAAGGCGGGACGCUCUGCGUGGGACUACGCCCUCGAGCGUGAUCCGAUCUUGGCCGCGACGCUCGUCGAAGACGGCUACGACCUCCGUCGAGCUGGUCCCAAUGGCCAAACAGCGCUCGCGGUCGCGCUGGCGCACAAGGCCGACGCCGUGGUGAAGCUCGUGGUCGCCGAGAUGGUGAAAGAAGGCUGGAACCUUGGUGCGCCCGAUCAUACGGGCAAGUCCGCGCUGUGGGCAGCCGUGCUGCACGGUGACACGGGCCUUAUCACACUCCUCCUCGACGAGGGCUGCAGUGCGAGCGUCACGGCCAAAGACGGCUCGACGCCGCUCUCGCUGGCGAUACAGCACCAAAAAGAUGAUGUUGUCCGCUUGCUUCUCGAGUACGACGACCGCGCCAGUGACGUGGCGCUUGUGAACGCUGUCGUGGCCGGGGACAUGGCCAUGCUGGACGCACUCCUCGGCUAUGGUGGCGACGUGAACGCGACCGACGGCGACGGCAACACGUUGCUCAUGCUGGCGCUUCGGCACCGCCACGAGGCCAUGACGAACGCGCUCUUGGCCAAGCAGUGCGACAUCGAGCGUUGCAACGAUAGAGGCGAGAGUGCGCUGCACAUGGCGUUGACGGACGACCGCUUUCUUGCGCUCCUCCUCGAGACGUCGUCGGCGAAGAUCGAUGAGCAGGACCAAUCGGGCAAGACACUGCUCAUGACGGCGCUCGAGGGCCACGCUACGGACGAGGUGCUUGAGCGUCUUCUCACGAAGAGCGCACCACAGACGUUGAGCGCCACGGACACGGAGGGCCGGACCGCGCUCUUUUGUGCCGUCGAGACGAAACGGGUCUGGGUCGCCGAGCGCCUUCUUGCGCUUUCCGUCGGCUCCAACACGCAGCUCUCGACGACGGGAGAAACGGUGCUCAUGGCUGCCGUGCGCCACGCGCCGUCGCUCGUGAAAUUGCUUUUGGACCGCGGUGCAAAGGCCGACUUGGCCGAUCACGCCGGUGUGACGCCGCUGCUGUUGGCGUGUGGCAUCUCGACGACGCCGUUCGACGUCGUCUCGGCGCUUGUGAAGUCCAACCGCAACGCGCAGGCGGCCACGUUCCACGGUGGCAUGACUCCGCUCAUGCUCGCGAUGUCACAUGGGCGGAACGAUGUGAUGGACCUGCUACUGGAGUCAAAGGUCGACGUCACAGUGGCCGCGACGGACGGACGGACAGCGCUCUUCUUGGCGUCGACGCCAGAGCUCGUUCAGAGGCUCGUCAACCUCGGCUGCCAUGUCGACACCAAAGACGCGCUCGGACGCACGCCGUUUAUGAUGGCGUUCGACCAAUCGAGCGACAAAGUUGCUUUCAAGCUUCUCGAGCUUGGCUGCAACGUCACGAUCGUGAGCAAGGAAGGCGUGACGGCGCUGUCCCGAGCGGUUGCCAGUGGCAGCACCGACAUGGUCAAAAGGCUCCUCGACGCUGGCUGCGACAUCAACGCGCGCGACCCGACGCAGCAUGACAAUACGCCGCUGAUGUUGGCGCUGCAGAAGAACCGCGCCGACACUGCGAGCUUGCUUCUCGAGCGCGGCUGCGACGCGGUGCGCAGCAACAAGCUCGGGCAAUCCGCGCUCUUUUUUGCGUCGUCGGUGGAGGAGGUCGCCACGCUGCUAGAGAAGGGCUGCGCCGUCGACGACAGGGACGAGGACGGGCAGUCGCCGCUCAUGUACCAUUUACGCUGCAACCGACCGGACGUGGCGCGUGUUUUGAUGGGAAAACAAUGCAACCUGCUCCAUUCCAACACCCGGGGCGAGUCGCCGCUGUGGUAUGUUGUCCACGUCCUUCCCGAAGCCGGUGCUGUCGCGAUGGCCACCGAGCUACUGUCCCAUGGCGUUGAGAAGCACCACCGAGACAAGACGGGUGACACGGCGCUCUUGCAUGUGCUACGGCACGGCCUCCGGGAUGUCGCCGAGCUCUUGAUCAAACAGGAGGCCGACGUCAAGGUCCGCAACCAGGAGAACGAGUCAGCGCUGCACUUUGUGGUCGACGAUGUCGCGUGGGUGCAGCGACUCAUCAAGGCGGGUUGUCAUCUCAACGACCAGACACAUAACACCAAGAAAACGCCACUCAUGCUGGCGCUCGAGUGCAAGAGCUCCGCGUCGGCAAAGGAGCUUUUGACGACGAAAGGCUGCGACUUGCGCCCCGCCGACACAACGGGGGCGACCGCGCUCUUCUACAUCAUCCGCGCCGACGCCGCCAUGGCGCUGCUUACGAUGAUGUUUGAUCACGAAAUCGAGUGCGACCUCAACGCCCAGCUCCACAACGGCGAUACGCCGCUCAUGGAAGCCAUCAAGACAAACAAGCCAGACAUUGCAGAGCUGCUUUUGCGCCACCGCUGCGACGUGGCGCUGCUCAAUAACGAGCGCGCCUCGGCGCUCGAUAUGCUCGACGCGUCGACGUCGGAGGCGAUGCAGAAGCUGCGCGGCUCCCUCGAAACCACCGACCUGUUCUUUGGCGACACGUUCGAGCUCCACGUGCAGCAGACGGAUGGGGACGUUCCCCUUGGCUUUCUUCCGUGGCGCAAGGGCGCCCUCGUGACCGACGUCUCCAAGCCGGAUGUGCAGUACGUCCUCGUGGUGCCAGGCCCCGAGAUGCUGGAAAACAACAACACGCGCGACGCGUUCAUUCCGGCGCGCUUCCUCAUCAAGCCGCACAGCUCGGAUGUGGUCGCCAAGGAAAAAAGACCGUGCUCAAGUACGGACACCCGUUCGUGCUCCAAGUGGCGCCGGAAACGUCAGCGAUUUGCUUUCCGACGAGCCAGCACCUGUACUCGCUCAACGCCAAGACGCCGGGCAGCAACCAUGUGCUCAGCCUCCAGCCGCGCUUCCGCGACUCAUCGGCCAAAGUGCUUUCGAAAGGCGAGAUGCACGUGGCGCUGACCAAGGAUGGCCAAAAGAACCCUGUCCGCAACGCAGACGGCAACAUUGUGGUCCACGUCGCCGACGCCAACCGUCUGCGCACGUCGCUCAACACGGACUGGGUGACGCUGCCGGCGGUGACGCGCGCCGACGGCGUAGUCGCGAGCCCCGUCUGCUGCGACAUUGCCGCCGGCGUCCUCGGGCUCAACGGCUUGCUCGACCGCCGCAACGCCAAGUCGGUGCACUUUUCGAUCCACAAGAUUGACAUGUAACGUUACAUACAUUCACAUGAUUGC